Molecule: messenger RNA, 3548 nt
Organism: Pterocles gutturalis (yellow-throated sandgrouse)
Lineage: Eukaryota; Metazoa; Chordata; Aves; Pterocliformes; Pteroclidae
Gene: IFT122
Product: intraflagellar transport 122
Exons: 28
Coding region: 406-3510 (1034 amino acids)
Biological process (GO): non-motile cilium assembly; intraciliary retrograde transport; protein localization to cilium
Cellular component (GO): intraciliary transport particle A; non-motile cilium
Molecular function (GO): protein binding
Source: RefSeq, a predicted model, not a curated record
UAUGAUCUUGCGUUCAAACCGGAUGGGACUCAAUUGAUAAUUGCUGCUGGAAAUAGGCUGCUGGUAUAUGAUACUUCUGAUGGAACCUUAAUUCAGCCUUUGAAAGGACAUAAGGACACGGUAUACUGUGUGGCUUAUGCUAAAGAUGGCAAACGUUUCGCAUCUGGCUCUGCUGAUAAAAGUGUGAUAAUUUGGACUUCAAAGUUAGAAGGAAUUCUGAAAUACACGCAUAAUGACUCUAUACAGUGUGUUUCAUACAAUCCUCUUACUCAUCAGUUGGCAUCCUGCUCGUCCAGUGAUUUUGGCUUGUGGUCUCCCGAACAGAAGUCGGUCACUAAACAUAAAGCUAGCAGUAAGAUUACUUGCUGUAGCUGGACAAAUGAUGGCCAGUACCUUGCUCUGGGGAUGUUCAACGGCAUUGUCAGCAUAAGGAAUAAAAAUGGUGAUGAGAAGGUUAAAAUAGAGCGUACAGGGGGUGCUUCAUCUCCAAUAUGGUCAAUUUGUUGGAAUCCAUCCAGAGAGGAACGCAAUGAUAUCUUAGCUGUGGCAGACUGGGGCCAGAGGCUUUCAUUUUACCAGCUUAGCGGCAAGCAGAUUGGGAAGGACAGAAUGCUCAAUUUUGACCCUUGCUGUGUUAGCUAUUUUACUAAAGGAGAGUAUAUUUUACUGGGAGGUUCGGAUAAACAAGUUUCCCUCUUCACGAAGGAUGGCGUGCGUCUUGGUACCAUAGGAGAGCCAAGCAGUUGGGUGUGGACAUGCAAAGCUAAACCAGACUCCAACUAUGUGGUGAUAGGAUGCCAAGAUGGAACAAUAUCCUUUUAUCAGUUGAUUUUCAGCACUGUUCAUGGCCUUUACAAAGAUCGUUAUGCUUACAGAGACAGCAUGACUGAUGUUAUUGUCCAACACCUCAUUACUGAACAAAAAGUUAGAAUAAAAGGCAGAGAGCUUGUAAAGAAAAUUGCAAUCUACAAAAACAGAUUAGCAAUCCAGAUGCCAGAGAAAAUCUUGAUUUACGAGUUAUACUCGGAUGAUUCUUCAGAUAUGUAUUAUCGGGUGAAGGAGAAGAUAGUAAAAAAAUUUGAAUGCAAUUUGCUGGUUGUAUGUUCAGAACACAUUAUUUUAUGCCAGGAGAAAAGAUUGCAGUGCCUCUCAUUUAGUGGUGUUAAAGAACGAGAAUGGCUGAUGGAAUCUCUUAUUCGUUAUAUUAAAGUAAUUGGAGGACCUCCAGGAAGAGAAGGCCUCUUAGUUGGUCUAAAGAAUGGUCAGAUUCUGAAGAUAUUUGUCGAUAAUGUCUUUGCAAUCGUCCUGUUGAAGCAAUCCACAGCUGUGCGCUGUCUGGAUAUGAGUGCAUCCCGAAACAAGCUGGCAGUGGUUGAUGAAAACGAUACCUGCCUAGUGUAUGAUAUUCAUACCAAAGAGCUGUUGUUUCAGGAACCCAAUGCUAAUAGCGUGGCUUGGAACACACAGUGCGAGGAUAUGCUUUGCUUCUCGGGAGGGGGUUACCUCAAUAUCAAAGCUAGUAACUUCCCUGUCCACCAGCAAAAACUUCAAGGCUUUGUUGUGGGUUACAACGGCUCCAAGAUCUUCUGUCUUCAUGUUUUUUCUAUGUCAGCUGUUGAAGUUCCGCAGUCUGCACCCAUGUACCAAUAUCUGGAACGAAAAAUGUUCAAAGAAGCCUAUCAGAUUGCGUGUUUAGGAGUAACUGAAACGGACUGGAAAGAACUGGCCAUGGAAGCCUUAGAAGGGCUGGAGUUUGAAACCGCUAAAAAGGCAUUUACCAGGGUACGAGACCUUAGAUAUCUAGAAUUAAUCAGCAGCAUAGAGGAGCGGAAGAAGCAUGGAGAGAACAACAAUGAACUGUUCCUAGCAGAUGUUUAUGCCUACCAGGGAAAAUUCCAUGAGGCAGCGAAACUGUACAAAAAGAGUGGCCACGAGAACCUAGCUCUCGAGAUGUACUCUGAUCUGCGCAUGUUUGACUGUGCAAAGGAUUUUCUGGCAUCUGGAGACCCCAAAGACACCAAGAUGCUAAUAAAGAAACAAGCAGACUGGGCCAAGAAUAUCAACGAACCAAAAGCAGCAGUGGAGAUGUACCUCUCUGCGGGCGAGCACAUGAAGGCCAUAGAAAUCAGUGGGGACCAUGGCUGGGUGGAUAUGUUAAUUGAAAUUGCUCGAAAACUGGAUAAAGCUGAGCGUGAGCCUUUGUCAAAAUGUGCCUUCUAUUUUAAGAAACUUGAUAACCCUGGCUACGCAGCAGAAACCUACAUGAAGGUUGGUGACCUGAAAGCGUUGGUCCAUCUCCACGUGGAGACUCAUCACUGGGAAGAAGCAUUUGCUUUGAGUGAAAAGCAUCCUGAAUUCAAAGAUGAUGUCUAUGUCCCUUAUGCUCAGUGGCUAGCAGAGAAUGAUAGGUUUGAAGAAGCCCAAAAAGCAUUUCACAAGGCUGGCAGGCAGAGCGAAGCUGUGAGAGUGCUGGAGCAGCUCACACACAAUGCUGUGGUUGAAAGCCGAUUUAACGAUGCAGCCUAUUAUUACUGGAUGCUUUCCAUGCAGUGUUUAGAUAUAGCCCAAGAGAAUGAACAACAGAAGACUGAAAUGUUACAGAAGUUUCACCGCUUCCAGCAUUUGGCAGAAGUUUACCAUGUCUAUCACUUUAUUCAAAGAUACACUGAGGAGCCUUUCAGUUUCCACUUGCCUGAAACCCUCUUCAAUAUUUCCAGGUUUCUGCUUCACAGCUUAACAAAGGAGACUCCUUUGGGGAUCUCAAAAGUCAAUACGUUAUUUGCCCUGGCAAAACAGAGUAAAGCUCUUGGUGCAUAUAAACUGGCUCGCCACGCCUAUGACAAGUUACAGGGACUGCAGAUCCCAGCUAGGUUCCAGAAAUCGAUUGAGCUGGGCAGCCUGACAAUCCGGUCCAAGCCAUUCCAUGACAGUGAAGAGCUUGUGCCCUUGUGUUAUAGGUGCUCUACCAACAACCCUUUGCUAAAUAACCUGGGGAACAUCUGCAUUAACUGCAGGCAACCUUUCGUCUUCUCUGCUUCCUCCUAUGAAGUUCUGCAUCUGGUCGAGUUCUAUUUGGAAGACGGCAUCACAGACGAAGAAGCCAUAGCUCUCAUUGAUCUUGAAGCUCCAAGAUCGAACAGAAGAGCGAGUAAAUGGCAAGAGGUGAUGAGUGACCAUGCACAGAGUUUGAAGCUCGAUGACACUACGGAUGUUAUUGAAGAGGAUGAUCCCUUUACAGCAAAACUGAGCUUUGAGCAAGGAGGCUCAGAGUUUGUUCCAGUGAUUGUGAAUCGUGCUGUUCUCCAGUCAAUGAGCCGGAGGGACGUCCUGAUUAAACGCUGGCCGAAGCCACUGCGCUGGCAGUACUACCGUUCCCUGCUACCAGACGCCUCCAUUACCAUGUGUCCGUCAUGUUUUCAGAUGUUUCACACAGAAGACUAUGAGCUGCUCGUACUCCAGCAUAAUUGCUGUCCGUUCUGUCGACGGAGAAUAGAUGAGUCAAACCAAUGAAGAAAAACAAUCUUAUACCUCAACUGACAGACUUCCCU